This is a messenger RNA of Solanum tuberosum (potato), 606 nucleotides long. RefSeq lists its product as uncharacterized. The record is from RefSeq and is a predicted model, not a curated record. Lineage: Eukaryota; Viridiplantae; Streptophyta; Magnoliopsida; Solanales; Solanaceae. The transcript is spliced from 2 exons. Gene Ontology annotation, molecular function: nucleic acid binding. Bases 1 to 606 code for a protein of 201 amino acids.
AUGACUGAUUGGUCUCAAAAGCUUGAUGACGCACUAUUGGUAUAUUGCACUGUGUACAAAACUCCAAUCGUUAUGUCUCCGUAUCAACUAGGUUUUGGAAAAUCUUGCCAUUUACCAGUUGAAUUGGAACACAAGGCAAUGUGGGCACUAAAAGCUCUGGAUCUGGACUGGACAAAAACCUCAAAAGAGAGAGUAGAACAAUUAAACGAGUUAGACGAAUUCAGGUUCAAUGUUUACGAAAGCUCAGCUCUCUACAAGGAAAAUAUGAAGAAGUGGUAUGAUGCUAAAAUACUUAAGCGAGAGUUCAAGGUGGGAGAUUGGGUGUUGCUAUACAACUCCCGACUUAAACUUUUUCCUGGAAAACUCAAGUCUAAAUGGUCCGGACCAUUUAGAGUGACACGAGUAUUUACAAAUGGUGCCAUAGAAGUUGAGGGUCAAGAAGAACUUGCAUUUAAGGAGCAGGAUCAUGAGUUAGACAAAGGUGCUCUUGGCGAGUCGCCGAACCAGUUCGGCGAGCAUAAUUUGGUUCGCCUUAUGGAUCUCAAUAAUGAGGCUGAGACUUUGGAUCAUUUGGCGGGACACCUUCACCAGUUGGCGUAUCACUGA